AUGAACGUUGCAGAUAGAGGAAUGCAUAUAAUUCUCUUAUAUUUGAGAAUGAAUGCUUAUACAAUUCUAUCAAUUUAAAUGCUGACUAAAGUUAAUCAAAUAUGUUCAAGUAGAAAAUAAUAUCAAAUUUUAGAUGAUGGACUAUAAUUUUAAUCUAUUUCUUUUAAAGGUGCAUGUUUUAUGAUAAUUCUCAAUUUAAUAGCAUUUGUAUAUGUGAAAGCUAAAGAUAAAAUGCAAGUUUCUGAUAAUUUUUUGUUAGCCUUCUUAAACAUAUGUUGGGGAAUUAUAGAAUUUAUGAAGAUUUAUCAAACUACUGAAAUAAAUAUUAACGAAUGUGAAUAUGUCAUUAAUAUACAACAAUUAACAUUUUAUUUUUAGACAACAACUGCUUUAUGGGUAACUUAAUGAAAUUGAUUUAGGUUGUAUUAGGAUUCUUUUUCAGUUAGAUUGUUAUAAGAAUAACAAGCCUACCUAUAACUUGCAUUUCAUUAUAUCUAAUAUUAGUAAAUUAAAAAUUAAGUUGUUUGGAAGAUAAUAUUUAUUAUUUAAUGAUUUUUUCAACAGUAUGGUUAAUUGUAUUAGGAAUUCCAUAUAAUUUUUUUAUGAGUGCAAAUAAAAGAGUAACAGGACCUUAUAAAUUCUUAAUAACAAUUGGAAUUCUUAUUUAGAUAUCAAUAUGUGGUAUUAAAUGUAUAUUAAAAUAUAGUUUUGAUUUAUAUGUAAGGAUUAAAUUAUAAAGAUGAUACAUGUCAAACAGCAUAUAGUGCUAAAGAAAUAUAUAUGGUUAUUUCUGUAUUACAAUUAAUACUCUUACUAAUAUAUUUUAUAUAUUAUAAAGUAAACAUUUUGAAUUUAAAAUUAGAAAUUCGAAAAUGAAAGAAAGAAUUAAGAAAUAGUCAAAGAAUUAGUUAAUUUAUCAACAACAUCUACUAAAUUAACAAAUACAAAGUAUUCUAUAAAAAUAUGA
Messenger RNA from Paramecium pentaurelia, 967 nucleotides. Lineage: Eukaryota; Ciliophora; Oligohymenophorea; Peniculida; Parameciidae. The record is from the annotation of a GenBank genome assembly.